This is a messenger RNA of Marchantia polymorpha subsp. ruderalis, 3391 nucleotides long. The record is from the annotation of a GenBank genome assembly. Lineage: Eukaryota; Viridiplantae; Streptophyta; Marchantiopsida; Marchantiales; Marchantiaceae.
CCCUUAUAGCCGUUGCCGAGCCCCUCGGUCGUCAGUAUGAUUGGCAUCUCUCUCCUCUCGCUUGCUCUCUCUCGCUCCGCUCGCCGCUCUCGCGUCUUCUUCCUAUCUCUGCUCGCAUGUAGAGUCAACCAGCGGAGCAGAGAGUCCAAUCUGACUGGAUAAGAAAGCAAAAACUCCAAUCCUCCGAGCCACUUCACUCGUCCACCACUUCGGCCAAGUGCCCGGCGACGUACAUACCUUCCUUUCGUUCGAGCAGAAGAGGCCGGUGAUAUCAUGAUAGCGCAGUGCUAGGACAGCCCGGACUUAUUACUACUCCUACUACUACUACUACUACUACUUAUACGUAAUCUCUGGCUGCCGCUGGUGGAGUCGUGGACUCUGCAAGGGAGCCACUGUCGUCGUCGUCUCGAGCUCGUCCCCGCGACUGAGAGAGAGCUCGUCCGCAUUCGAGGUUCAUCAGUUCAUCACGAAGAAAUCGAUACUCAACUCGUCGUCCUCGUCGUCCUCGUCUGACUGACCAACCGACCUCCUCGCUUCAGCUGGGAUGGGGCUCCGAUCCGUGUCUCCGAUACUGCUUCUGCAGCUGUGUGUUCUGGCAUUAUGCUGUGCGUUCGUGUUUUCUGAUGAGAUGGAGGUCAGUAUUUUGAGCGACUUCAAGGCUCAGGUGCAGCAGGAUCCGACGGGAGCUCUCUCCAACUGGAAUGCUAACGAUACCAGUCCCUGUGGUUGGAAUGGAAUUGUCUGCGACGCCGCCGGAUUUGUCACAACCAUAUCCCUGCCCGAGCAGCAACUCACGGGAGGUGUGUCUUCUAUGCUGGGAGGCCUGCAGUUCCUUCAAAAAGUAGACCUGUCGAAGAAUGGCUUCAGCGGCGGCUUUCCAACGUCGCUGCUGAAUUGCUCUGCGCUUAGAAAUAUAACUCUGGCGAACAACCAGUUCUCGGACGGCUUACCUCAGGAUUUCGGAGCACUGCAGAACUUGACUGCUCUCGAGGUUUACAAGAAUAAUUUCAGCGGUCCGGUGCCCACAAACCUGCCCAAGGGAUUGAGAGUGCUCGACCUCUCAACAAACGGGUUCACUGGAGAAGUACCUUCGACAUUGGGUGAUCUGACGAGCCUGCGGGUCUUGCACUUAUUCACAAAUCAACUCACAGGCAGCGUUCCGACCUCGUUGGCCAGCUGCGUCCUGUUGGAGCGUCUUGAUCUCGCCGACAAUCAGCUCACAGGAUCGUUAGCUUUCGAGCUCGGUGUUUUCACGAGGCUGAGAAUAUUGUCAUUCUCCGGAAAUCGGUUGACAGGUCAGGUCCAGGCUUCCAUCUCCAACUGCACGGAGGUACAACGUGUUGACUUCUCCAACAAUCUGCUCGAUGGACCCAUCCCGGCCGAGCUCGGAAGCCUUCAGAAGAUGAGGCUGCUGUCGCUGUGCGGAAACAAUCUAACGGGGUCCAUUCCGGCGUCUCUCGGCAACUGCGCUGCUCUCAACAGGCUGCUACUCUGCCGCAACCAGCUCAGUGGAAGCAUUCCCAGCGAGCUGGGCAACUUGAGUCAGCUGAAUGUCCUGGACCUUUCCUUCAACAACCUCUCCGACGCUAUGCCCUCUGAUCUGGGUAAGUUGACGAAUCUGCAAGAGCUGACUUUGAACGACAAUCAGCUCUCCGGGCCCAUUCCAGCCGAGUUCGGCAGCAUGGUCCAACUCACGUCCAUGAACAUCUCUUCGAAUCUUCUGACCGGCUCCAUCCCUGCCACUUUGGGACAACUGAGUAGAUUACAGGUCUUGGACUUGGAAGAGAACCAGAUUUCUGGAGCAAUCCCCACAGAGCUCGGCACCCUCGGUGAGCUGACGACCUUGAACUUGGCGUCCAACAACCUCACCGGCUCCAUCCCUGCCUCUUUGGGACAACUGACUAAAUUGCAGGUCUUGGACUUGGAAAACAACCAGAUUUCUGGAGCGAUCCCCACAGAGCUCGGCACUCUCGCUGAGCUGACAACGUUGAACUUGGGGUCCAACAACCUCACCGGCGAGAUCCCUGCUUCUUUGGGUAACCUGAGCAAACUGGAGACUCUGAACCUCGAGAAGAACCAACUGACAGGCCCCAUUCCCGCCGAGCUGGGCAACUGUGCAGCACUCAGAACCCUCAACUUAGGUUCGAACAACCUCACCGGAGAGAUUCCGGCUGCUUUGGGGCAACUCAGUAACUUGGAAGUGCUUGCUCUGGGCGACAACAAUCUCUCAGGACCCAUCCCCACCGAGCUUGGAAAUUUGACCGCACUGAAACAACUUCAGCUGAACGGGAACGAGCUCAGCGGCUCCAUUCCAGAGUCCUUGGCCAACUGCAAGAACCUGGAGCAGCUGGAUCUGAGCGGGAACCAGCUCACCGGAGAGCUCCCUGCUGCUCUUGCAACGCUGCCGAACCUGAAGGGUCUGUCUCUGGGCGGCAACUCCUUGUCAGGUGCCUUCCCGGCAUCCUUGGUUGCUCUGACUGGCCUCACCUCGUUGGAUUUAGCCGGCAACAACUUCACGGGCCCAUUGCCCUCCGACCUUGGUAAUCUCGUGAACCUCGAGUCGUUCAACGUGAGCGGGAACAGCUUGACUGGGCCCCUGCCCGACUCUGUGGGCGACCUCGCGAAUCUCAAGGCAUUGGUCGUGAGCGGCACUGGAAUUACUGGACCUCUGCCUGCAACUCUGGGCAAUUUGACGAACGUUCAGGUGAUCGACCUCUCUGGCAACGCGAUCGAUGGGAAAAUUCCUGCGGAGCUCGGAAACCUGAAGAAUCUGACCUACCUCGACCUGUCCAACAACAAGCUGGACGGAGCCAUUCCUGCGCAGCUCGGCAACGCCACCUCUCUGGAAACACUGGACCUUUCAUCCAACGGUCUGGACGGAAGAAUUCCGCCAUCUUUGGCCGGCAUCACCUCUCUCCAGAACGUGAAUGUGUCUUCCAACACACUGGACGGUGCCAUCCCCGACUCUGGAUCAUUCGCCAACCUGACCGCGGCUUCAUUCGAAGACAACCCAAGACUCUGUGGUGCCGUUGUCGGGAGAGAGUGUACCGCCCAGGGCAACGGAGUUUGCGACGGCCUCGACUGCAGAUGGGCUAAGAUUUUGUUGAUCGUCGGGUUAGUUAGUGCCUUUGUUCUCUUCACUGUGUUGAUAGUGCUGUGCUGCUGCUGCUCAUCGUGGGGAUGCUGCAACAGGAAGAGGAAAAAUGGAGCUCCGGACGUGUAGACCAUGUGUGCUACUACUUCGUGCAUAGACUCCCCCACAACCAUCUUCAUAUCAAGCGGGCUUGAAUGAAUUAUAUUGUACUUAAUUUUUUAGCAGCCGUUGUCCAAACAAAACAUUUAGCGAUCGUUUUUGCCACAUUGGCAUAAGUAAAAAGUAAAGUCCUUCUUU